Seriola aureovittata is the source of this 3353-nucleotide messenger RNA. Its product is annotated as von Willebrand factor A domain-containing protein 1-like. Lineage: Eukaryota; Metazoa; Chordata; Actinopteri; Carangiformes; Carangidae. Gene Ontology annotation, molecular function: protein binding. The transcript is spliced from 7 exons. Bases 90 to 1556 code for a protein of 488 amino acids. The record is from RefSeq and is a predicted model, not a curated record.
GUAAUCUCAGCUCCCUGGAAAGUGAACUGUGUAGAGUCAUGAAACAGUGCGGGAGACUGGGAGAGGGUUUUUGAUGCUGCCCGGAGAGGAUGCAGGCCUUUUUACUUCGCUGCGUUUUUCUCUGGGCGACGUUGCCGCGGAGCAACAUGCAAAUUGCUGUACCUGCCACAGUGUUGAACUGCUGUGAAGGGGAUAUUCUCCUUUUGCUGGACUCCUCAGGAAGUCUUGCAAACUACGAGUUCUCACGCCUGCUGCAUUUCACUGCCGAGCUGCUUCGCCCCUUCUCAUUGGGCCGUGGGCAUGUAAGAGUCGGGCUGCUGCAGGUGGGCACGACCCCAAACCUGAAGUUCGACCUGGACGUCCACAGCAGUCAGGAAAGUUUGCAGACAGCCCUGCAAAGUGUCAGCCACCUGCAGGGAGACACCAACACUGUGGCGGCGCUCAAGGUGGCCCAGCGGCUCCUGACAGAGAAGAACGUCCCAAAGGUGCUGCUGUGGCUGACUGAUGGUGUGGAGCCUGGAGACGUGGACAAGCCCAUGACGGAGCUGAAGGCGCAGGGAGUUUCUGUGUUAAUUAUAUCUACAGUACAUGGUAACUACCAGGUGUUACAACGUGUAGUGACACCUCCUCUGGAGUCCCACCUCUACUCUGUGGACAUUGAUAACAUCGACAUCAUCACAGAAGACCUGAGGGAGGCCAUCAUCAAAAUUAUUCGUGCAGAACGGCUGAGUGUGGUUCACUUGACUUCCCACAGUGCUGUGCUGCAAUGGCGUCCUAUUCUCAGAGCAGACAGCGGUUACUAUGAGCUCUGGUAUAACUCCAUAUUGAAUACAGAACCUGAGAGUAGACGUACCCUCUCAGGUGACUCCAGCUGGGUAGAGCUGACUAACCUCCAGCCUGAUACCACCUAUACAGCAUCCCUCCGCCCAGAGUCCAACCACAGGCUGUUUAACACACUCUCUGUUGACUUCACCACACUUCCUGAUGUUUUAAGCCCGGCAGUGGUCUCUGUGUCAGACUCCGGCCCUCAUCAGAUCCGUGUGAGCUGGGGUCCCCUGCAACUGGCUCGGGUCCAGAGAUACACGGUGGAGUACGGAGCCAUCCCGAGCGGACAUGUCCAGACUGUGACGUUAGACAGCCACAAAAACUCGACCUUACUUACCGGCCUGGAGCCGGGCGCUCAGUACCUGGUCACAGUCAGUGCUCUGCAUAUGAAUGGGAAAGAAAUAGCCAUGUCAGUGAGGGCAUGCACUCAGGAGGCUCUGCCUGCUCUGGCCGACCUUCAGCUGACCCCAGUGGGGCGUCAGGAGGUGCAGGUCGCAUGGCAGGCCCAUCAGGAAGGCUUGAAAGGUUAUUGGCUGAACUGGGAGAGAGAAAACACUCACAGGUCCUCCUCAAAGUCCUCUGUCUACCUGUCUGCUGCCUCUCAAUCCACACGGCUCACACAUCUCGCCCCGAGCAGCCGAGUGUGUGUGUCUCCAGUCUAUAGCUCAGGCCUAGGAGACGGGUUAUGCUGCACCGCCGAGAGUCACACAGAUUCCAGCCAGUGGGGUUAACAGCCAGAGUCUGAAGCACCGUCUGCAGCAAAAAACAUGGAUGAAAUCAAGCAUUAAGUGCUGGAUGCACUAGAUAACUUGUGCAGGACUGAAUAUUAUUUCAAGUUAAGUUCAGUUUUCAUCUUAAAAUGAAUUACAAUGACAGAAAAGACUUUAUCGCAUCACCUCAGCCCUCACAAUGGCUGAGUAAAUACCAAGCAUAAUAGUCUUUUUCUCCUGCAAAUGAAAAUAUCACCAACUUCAUAAGAAGUGCCACAGCACUAUACCUUUGUUCAGACGUAUCAGUUAGUCGGGAACAUACACAGCUGCAGAGUAUGCAUAUUCAACAUUCAGUCAGUAUGAGGAACUACUGUUACUGAAAAAAGUUGUUCAUUAUUCUGAUUACCAUUCUGCAAUUUCAGCCUUCUCUUAAAUUGUACUGUUAAUAAUAUAAUUAUAAUUAUAGCUGGUAUUUACUUGAAAUUAAAUGAAAACGUAUUUACUGUACCUUCCUACUGGCCCUGGUGUCAGAUCAUGUAGAGCUAAUGCUAUGCAAUUAAAAAUACAAGUACCAUAAUGAAUUUCAACCUGAGAAUCUGAGCUGCAGGAGCCUGAUAAUCACAUUGACCUGCAUUUAAUUUUCACAGCAUUAGUAAUUUCAGUUGCUACAAAAAGAGACAUGGGCAUCAAUUUGGAGGCCUGGCACUACAGUGGUAUUGCCACAAAGUCCUCACACAGGUCACCAUAUCCCUCAAACCCUUUUAAAACACAGUAUUUUAAAUUCAAUGAUGUCUUCAUUCACAAAUGUAAUAUCUUUCCACUACUAGUUUUCACAUGAAUGUUGUUAAAUGAGUUAGUCUAAUAUUAGCCUGAAGCUGAAGAAACUUUGAAUGCUUAGGACUAUGACUUUGCCUGUUAAUGUUUUUCUCAGAUUGGCAAAUCACUUGCUCUGACUGCGGAUGACUCAUCCUUUGAAACGUAUGAAAGCAGUGUUAAUUUGUGAAAAUGAUCAAAAUACAUUGAUAUAACACAGAGUGGUAUCAGUGCAAAGUUACUGUCUACAAUCCGAGGGCUGCCGACACCAAAUCAUGAUAGAUAUGAUGAGUUGAUAGAAGAUAAAAGACCAACAAAAAAUAAUGCUGCAUCAUAGUCCUUUUGGAAUAAUUUUCAGUCACCAGAUUUCUGCUUGUUAUUUACCACUUUGUGGCCUCUCAAGUGACUCUUCACUAGUUGGACUGUUGAUUGUGUUGAUUAUAGGAGUUUAAAAUGUUCUGAUUUUAAAGCUGAUCACGAAUAAGUUAGGAAAAAAUGUUUUUUUUGCCCAGAGAGAAAAGCUGCAUUCAUGAUUUUCUGGGUUUCACUGAGUGAUGGACAUUUAGCAGGCAACAAGCAAACAAGCAGCAAAUACAGAAAUCACAGACGGGUGCGUUUCUGUAUUGCUGUGAGUGAUAAGAAGCAGGGAGGAAGUGAUGCCUGCAUGAAGAUGAUUGUGGUAUUUUAUGUUAUCCACUUUUGAGAUCAGAGUAAAUUCCUCUCUGUACCAGCAUCCGGUUUCUGUACAUUGUGUACGCUGCAGAGUACAGAGUGAAUAUCUACUGUGAAUAUUAUUUUUUUUUACAUUCUUUGCUUUGUAUUUAACUUUAUGUGCUACUGAAUUUGUGGCCAGGUUUGUCUGGUGAAAUGUUUUUCUUAGCAAAUUAAAUGACAAGAUUUCCAGAUAAAAAAAAAAAACAUAUUUGCACUGUGUCCAUAUGCAUUUGAUCUUUUUGUAAUUAAUAGGGCAUAAAAAGUUCUCUAUUAAAAAUGUGUUGUUCUCUC